Molecule: messenger RNA, 2703 nt
Organism: Myxocyprinus asiaticus (Chinese sucker)
Lineage: Eukaryota; Metazoa; Chordata; Actinopteri; Cypriniformes; Catostomidae
Product: transcriptional regulator Myc-2-like
Exons: 2
Coding region: 630-1745 (371 amino acids)
Biological process (GO): positive regulation of cell population proliferation; regulation of transcription by RNA polymerase II
Molecular function (GO): DNA-binding transcription factor activity, RNA polymerase II-specific; RNA polymerase II cis-regulatory region sequence-specific DNA binding; protein dimerization activity
Source: RefSeq, a predicted model, not a curated record
UACCGGCUUCAUCCAGAAUUAUAUUACUGCGUGAACCUCUAGUCGCUUUCUUUUGCAGGAACUUUAAGCGUUAUAUUGGUAUUGGUAUAUUCAUGCUUGAAAAUUGCUUCGGUGCAGUUUUACUUGUCGUGAAAAUUAAUUUUGAUGCUCUAUUUUUUUAUUAAUGUGCAAUAUGACAUUAAUACUCAGGCUACAGUCCGGACGUGCAGCUAAAAUUUUCCAUUUGAUAUCGUGCAAGUUUAUUAGUAACUUACACGUAAGGGCGAAUUUGUGCAUUCAGCUACACAUUUUCUUGCAGAUUUCUUCAGACUUGUUUAAAAUGUGUAAAUCGCCUCUCCACUUUGGAAACUUGUUCGGAAUGAAACUCUCAUGAGGGGUCUUUCCAGCUGUUUAGUGACGUCACUACACUCCGCGACCGUAACCCCGCCUACCAGGGGCGGGGCCAAAAUUGUAAACAUUAAUAAAAAGAUGCGCUUGCCGGGAAACUUUACAAAUCGGCAGUGCUCGAAAACAACGCUUCGCAGGCCGGUAGACACACGCUUAUCAGCCUCGAAGGGAAAUUAUACUUUUGGAUAUAUCGUAUUUCACAUUUUCAAGGAUUCUGCUCUUGGUUCUGACAGGUUCCGAAGAUGUUGCAGGGUUGUUCUCCGUCGCACGACUGGCUUUGCGAGUCCGAGCCGCUGCUUUUCGACGACGAGUUUUGCCAGAGUCUCAUGAAGGACUUGCAGUCCAUCCCCACGCCGCCCCAGUCCCCUCCGAUGAAACAGGGGUAUGGAAAGUCUCUGUCCACCGUGGAUCAGUUGGAGUUGGUAUCGGAACUUUUAAUGGAAGAUAGCGACUUUCUCCAUCUGGACUGGAAUUGUGAUUUUACCGGCGCAAGCAUCGCUGCAGCCGCCGCAGCGGUGGACGACCCGCUCUCGGAAGACUGCCUGUGGCACACUGACGGAGAUAAACCGAACGAGGAUAAACUGGCGUCGGUCCUCUCCACGAGUCCCUUGCUCUCCGAUAUCGACACUCAGAUUUUUGCCGAAAUUGCCGGCUCUACGCUGGAUUGCCACAAUGUGGCGCUCGCUUGCCAGGCUUUGGAGAGUGAGGAUUUACCCCUGGACAGCCAGGAACAGAUCGAGUCAACAUCUGAUUAUGGUUCACUGUCCACUGGAGGAGAAUCAUCUACAAGCGAUUCUGAGGAGGAAAUUGACGUUGUGACGGUCAGGCGGUCGAGUACGCUAACACGGUCGCAACACCAGCAGCAGUUGGAGGACAAUCGCCGGGAUCAGCAGCUUGCUCUCAAGCGCUGUCACUUUGAAAUUCAACAACAGCACAACUACGCCGCCCCGCGGCCCGCCUCUCCGCCUCCCCCGCCCUCUCCUUGCGCCGCCCCACCUCUCAAACGCUCCCGAGGGGCCGGAGAAUCCCACCGGAACACACACAGUUCAGGGCGCUCUCGCACCCUCGCAUCUCGGCAGAGUGCGGACACCGAGGACGAGGAGGAAAGACGGCGUACGCACAACGUGAUGGAGAGGCAACGGCGCAACGAGUUAAAGAACUGCUUCCUCAGGCUACGGGAUAACGUCCCUGAACUUUCCAACAACGACAAAGCUUCUAAAGUCAUCAUAUUGAAGCGAGCGAAAGAAAGCAUCAGGAAUCUGGAAUCGGAGAACCAGAGACUUGCUCAGAAGAGAGACAAACUUGGACAAAGGCAAGAACAGCUGAGAGCCAGACUUGAACGGCUCAAGAGAUUGUGAAUGUCUGAGACUAAACUUUGCCAGUUUGGGCACCAAAUGACUGCAAUAGAGGUGCUGCAAACUUGCAAAUCAACGCUUGUGACUGGCUGUAAAGAAAAGACCUCAGAUCUCUGAGGAUAUUCAGGAUUUGUCUGCUGUUUGUUUCCGUUUAGAAACAUGCAUGGUCAAUGCAAGAAAUUUUCUCAGUGGCGUGACUGCGCUCUGACAAACUCUUGUUCUUGAGUCUUAAUAUAAAAAUUGUUUCAUAUACUGUAUGUUUGAAGAGGAAUUGCCAGUUAAAAGCAUUAUAGUUAGCUUUUAGGCAAAUAACCCUAGAUUAUCAUCAUACAUUCUACCUUUUUGUUGGCAUACAUGCUUUUUUUUUUUUUUUUCUUGUAAUAUUUUGGGCUGGAUCCAAUUAUUAUUAUUAUUUUUUAAAAGGUUCACUGUAAUGUAAAUGAUUACAUUUGCAUAGACCUAAAGUUUGCAUUCAGUGUUGCUGUUCAAACUGGAACGACUAAAUCAGAAUAUCGGAUUUCAUGCAUAGUUUGUCAUGUUGAGGGAUGUAUUCAUACUUGAAUCACACUCUUGUUUUUGACUCCAUUUGUCUUGUAUUUCCUCUGUAUUAUGUGUUCCCUCCUGGUUUUUUGUUUUUGUUUAUAUCUACCUCUACCAGGAAGAAACCUGGCUAUUUUAUUGCCUUCAUAAUGGCAACUAUAUAGAAUGGUUUUUUUUUUUUUUUUUUUUUUUCCUCAUGUAAAUACCUCUUGUUAAUUAUGUAUCAUAAAUUAUUUAGGCUUUUUCUUUAGGUUCAUUUGCAGGUUUUGGGGAAAAAAAAUGUUCUUGUUCUUUUUCAGCUGCACUUUGUUUUUAUAAAGUAAUAAAGAAUAGGCAAGAUAACAUGUUUAGUGUUCAGAUUUUACUUUUUUUAUUUGCACAAUAUCGCUUAAACCAUAAGAAUAAAAACAUUUUAGAGGAA